UCCGGUAACUUUGCACUUUGUAAAACUACGGAAAGGUGAAGCAGCAAUGUUAAAGUGUAAAUAGCCUUGACUGAUCAAGUUUAGCUCAUAUGGGCAGUAUAGUUUCAUAAUGUUGCCCAAAAUAGUAAAGUUACGGCUUAGAUUUUUAAUGAAUACGAAUUUAUGUAAGUUUUAUCAUCCAUUUUGUUGUCAACACAGAGCAGAUUUUCUGUCGUCGGGCGCUGUCACAUCUCGUACACGAUUUGAGCCACAUUUUAGCCAUAUUUUUCAACCACGUUUGGACUUUUUGAAGACUGAAAAACUAUCUUACAGAGCUCUGAGGCAUCUCUCCGGGCUGAGCCGGCGGAAGUCCACAAGAGAAUAUUCUUCAUCAACCACCGAAACAAUACAUUAUAAUUUAAGUCCUGAUGUGCCCAAGAGUGAAGGAAGGAAGCUGUUUUUUGACACACACGCAGUGGUUCGACUCCUGGAAAACAAUGGUUUCAAGACUGAGCAGGCUGAAGUCAUAGUCAACGUACUGGUCCAAAUGACAAACUCGAAUAUGGAUGUGAUCUACUCAGACAUGGUCACUAAAGUACAACAGGAGAUCAUGUUACAGCGCGUGAUGUCUCAAAUUGCAACUGUUAAGAAGGACAUGAUAAUUCUGGAAAAGAGCGAGUUUUCCACGUUAUUGACAGAAAACGAGAAAUUGAAAAUCCAGUUAUUGCAGCUUAAAGUCCAGCUGGCAGACAUAAUGAACAAAGUGCGCUCUGACAAUCUUUUGGACAUGAAUUUGGAGAAAAGUCGAGUGAAGGAACUGAAAGCAGAGCAUGAAAAGAAGCUCUUGGAAACACGUACUGAAAUAAUGGAAAUGACUGCUGAACACGAGCGUCACCUCACUCAAACCAAUAUGAAAAUUGACACAGAAGUUGCCGGAUUAAAAACAAUGUUGGAGUCGCAUAAAUUAGAUACUAUCAAAUAUCUGGCAGGGUCAAUAUUCACCUGUCUCACUGUGGUUCUGGGUUUCUAUCGUAUUUGGAUGUAAAAUGUACUUUACUUGAAGCACUGAUCAACAAUGCACUCUGGACUAUAUCAAUAUAUAGUUCAAUAGUUUUUUUUUUGUUUGUUUGUUUUUAUGGCACAGACUAAAGAAGGUUACUUAAAGAGGCAUUAUGUAACUUUUUGGUAGGGGGUUCAUGCUCUGUUUGCCCAGCCUGGAAUGUUCCAAAGUAUGACAUUAAACAGAUCUACCUUACAUUUAUUAAUUUACAGGUGGUUUUAUAGGUUAAAAAUACCUUGAAAAACAUGCAUUCUGCCUGUGAGCACUAUGUAACAUUUCUGGUGAAAGGCUUUUUCCUCGUCACCAUGGAGAUGUUCAACACUAUGGCAUUAAACUUGCAUUUUUUUAAUUGCAGGUGUUAGUACUGUAAAAAUGCCUUGAUAAACCCCAUACUUGCAGGAUUGCCUCGCCCCAAAUCUGACAUGCAACUUGCUCUGCUCGUCUCCAUGGAGAUACGUGUAAUGCAAUGCUAAGGGACAUUGCUUGCAAAGCAAUGGCAUCUCCAUGGGGACAUCAGAAAAGUUACAUAAUUCUCCCUUAAAUAUUUUGCUUUUGCUCCUUUUAUGAUUUUUUAAGGGUAUUAUGCAGGGCUUGCCAUAUACAUAUUCAUUACAACAGAAAUCCUUUUUAUAUGAUGUAGUUUUAUAUUUAAAAUGUUGAAAUAUUUAGAGCCCAGUCCCUAUUUCUUUUACACAGCCCAAGGUUUCUUUGUGAUGCAUUCAAAACUGCAUUGAACACAUUUUAAACUGAAGUAGCCUUAGUAAGUACCUCAAUUCACUGAUUAACAGUGUGCUGGGUUUGCAUUUCAUUUUCUCAUAACCUGAUUCUGAAAAUGACUUAAACUGACCCAAUUUUUUUUUUUUAUCCCAAUAUUACAACUGUACCUGUAGGCUUGCACAACCCUACAUUUGAAGACAUGCAACCUUCUAGUGUAUUUUUAUAUUAUAGGGAGCUGUUCAAAUGACCAAACAGCAAAAAUGACCAACUUUUGAGCACAGUUUAGUUGAUGACAAUGGAGGAUCCACUAAAAUGGUUAUUGUCCAGAAAUAAAUAAUAAUAAAGUAAAUUUUGGGUUGUAAAUAAAUAAUAUCAUCAGGACUACAAGUUAAUUGUUACCUCUGCUCUGCCUUAUCGCACAAUGAUUGAAGUUUGGAAUAUGUUUUGUUUUCUGUUUUUUUUAUAUGCAGUGUUAAUGUUGUGGAAAAUUUCCAUAAAUAAAAGGCCUUAUAAAGGAAACAAACACUGAGUACUUAAUAAAUAAACGCAUCUAGAAAUCUAC
Boleophthalmus pectinirostris (great blue-spotted mudskipper) is the source of this 2318-nucleotide messenger RNA. It is a transcript of the gene mcur1, whose product is annotated as mitochondrial calcium uniporter regulator 1. The transcript is spliced from 9 exons. The coding region runs from base 110 to 1024 and encodes 304 amino acids. Gene Ontology annotation, biological process: calcium import into the mitochondrion; positive regulation of mitochondrial calcium ion concentration. Lineage: Eukaryota; Metazoa; Chordata; Actinopteri; Gobiiformes; Gobiidae. Gene Ontology annotation, cellular component: mitochondrial inner membrane; mitochondrion. The record is from RefSeq and is a predicted model, not a curated record.